This is a messenger RNA of Sesamum indicum (sesame), 652 nucleotides long. RefSeq names its product small ubiquitin-related modifier 1. The record is from RefSeq and is a predicted model, not a curated record. Lineage: Eukaryota; Viridiplantae; Streptophyta; Magnoliopsida; Lamiales; Pedaliaceae. Gene Ontology annotation, molecular function: protein binding.
UUCUUCUUCACUGAAAAUGAAACAAACCAAUGGGAUUCAGUUUGACCAACAUGAAUCAGUCUUUUGGAUGUAUUUGUAAGGCGUUGCUGUAGUUCUUUUUUGAGAUUAUAAUUACACAAAACCCCCUCUUCUUAUGUAUAAUUAGCUGAGGUGAGGGUGCUGUAUAAUUUUGCUUUUCCCACAACACACACACAACACACAGUCAGAGAGACAGAGAGAGAGAGAGAGGGAAACAAAGUGUGAAGAUGGGAGGAGGAGAUGGAAGCUGUAGAGGUAAGAGCGCGGCGGUGUUACCAUCAAACACUGCCGUCAAGCUUUGCAUCAAAUCUCAGGAUGGAGAUGAAUUGUAUUUCCGUUUUGGACGUGAAAAAAGAAUGAAAGCUCUACUCUCAAAGUACUGUGAGGAAAAAAAUGUAGACCUGGAAACACUACGGUUUUUGUAUAAUGGCCGCCAGAUCAACUUUUCGGCCACUCCGACAGAGCUUGGCAUGGAGGAUGGGGAUAUGAUAGAUGCCAUGACGAGCCAAGAUGGAGGUGGCUACUUUGAGAACCAUCGCUGAACUUGAAAAUUCGAGCAGCAUGAACAAUAUUAUAACUAAUAUAUAUUGUUGCGUCCUUUGAAUUUGGUUGGAUAAUUGGAACUUAAAGCUAA